Messenger RNA from Varanus komodoensis (Komodo dragon), 2379 nucleotides. RefSeq names its product vomeronasal type-2 receptor 26-like. Gene Ontology annotation, cellular component: membrane. Gene Ontology annotation, biological process: G protein-coupled receptor signaling pathway. The record is from RefSeq and is a predicted model, not a curated record. Gene Ontology annotation, molecular function: G protein-coupled receptor activity. NCBI's taxonomy places the organism in Eukaryota, Metazoa, Chordata, Lepidosauria, Squamata, Varanidae. The transcript has 5 exons. The coding region runs from base 1 to 2379 and encodes 792 amino acids.
AUGGCCUUGGCUUUUGCUGUGAAGGAGAUCAAUGAGAACCCCCAAAUUUUACCCAAUAUCUCCCUGGGUUUCCACAUCCUCAAUAGCUACUACUCGGCCAAAAUGACCUUCAAGGCCACCCUCAACCUGCUUUCCACACAACAUCGCUUUGUCCCCAACUACAAGUGCCAUGACCAGAACAUUCUGAUAGCUGUCAUUGGGGGAUGCCUCUCGGAAAUCUCUGCAAAUGUGGCCAUCCUUUCAGCCAUCUGGAAGACUCCACAGAUCACCUAUGGGUCAUUCCUGCAAGGACACAGGGGCAACACCCUCUUCCCUUAUCUGUACCAGAUGGUCCCAAAUGAAGUCCUACAGUACAUGGGAGUUGUGCGGCAACUUCAGCAUUUCAGAUGGACAUGGAUUGGGCUCCUGGCUGUGGAUGAUGACAAAGGGCAAAGGUUCCUGCAGACAAUGGUGCCACUGCUUUCCCAGCAUCACAUCUGUGAUGCCUUCAUAGUGAGAAUACCAAAAUUGGAUUACAUGGAAGAGGCAAUAGAAGUGAUGUUGCAGCAGUGGAAAAGCUACAAUACUGUCUUUGAGAGCAAAGCCAGUGUAGUCUUUGUAUAUGGAGAAGCUCCCUCUUUUCAGUCUUUGACGCUACUGCUCUUUCUUGUACGCUUCUUGGACGUGCUACCACUGGGUAAAAUAUGGAUUGUUACCUCCCACUGGGAUUUUGCAAUAGUUCCUCUUCAAAGGAUAUGGGAUAUGCAAACCUUCCAUGGUGCCAUAUCUUUCUCUGUUCACUCUAAUCAGCCAUUAGGUUUCCAAAAGUUUGCACAGACAAUUAGCCCUUCAUGGGAAAAAGAAGAUGGCUUUAUUCAGGACUUUUGGCAAAAUGCAUUCAACUGUUUUCUUAAACUCUCUGAUGGGUGGGAGGAGAGCAAGGAGAUCUGCUCAGGGAAUGAGAAGCUGGAGAGCCUUCCUGAAACAUUCUUUGAAAUGAAUAUGACUGGUCACAGCUAUAACGUGUACAAUGCUUUGUACAUUAUUGCACAUGCUUUGCAUGCCAUCUAUGAAAAUGGUUCCAAACAUGGAAGAUUGGGAAAAAGAGAGUGUCUGGCAUGUCAGAAUGUGCAACCAUGGCAGCUCCAUCACUUUCUAAGAAGCAUCUCAUUCAAUAACAUUGCUGGAGACACUGUGCACUUUAAUGAACAUGGAGAGUUGGUUGCAGAGUUUGAUGUUACCAACUGGCUGAUUUUUCCCAAUGGCUCCAUGGCUAGAGUGAAGGUUGGAAGGCUGGACCCCCAGGCUACUGCUGGCCAAGAGUUAACCAUUGAUGCUGACCAAAUCACGUGGCACACAAGCUUUAAUCAGGGGGUGCCCAUUUCCAAGUGCAAUGACCACUGCUAUCCAGGCUACAGCAGGAAAAAGAAGGAGCAGGAGAAAUUUUGCUGCUAUGACUGUGCUCCAUGUCCAGAAAGCAUGAUUUCUCACCUGAAAGAUAUGGAUGCCUGCAUCAAAUGUCUAGAUGAUCAAUAUCCCAACAAGCAACAAUCACAAUGUGUUCCCAAGAUUUUAAGCUUCCUCUCUAACAUUGAAGCUCUAGGUAUCACCUUGACUACCUUGGCCAUUUUGUUCUCUUUCAUCACAACUUGGGUGCUUGGCACUUUUCUCAUGCACAAAGACACCCCCAUAGUCAAAGCCAACAACCGAAGCAUCACCUACAUCCUCCUCACCUCCCUCCUUCUUUGCUUCCUCUCCACUUUGCUCUUCAUUGGGCAGCCUGGAAAGCUGACCUGCCUCCUGAGACAAAUGGUUUUCAGCACUGUCUUCUCUGUGGCCCUUUCCAGCAUCUUGGCUAAAACCAUCACUGUGCUUCUGGCAUUUGUGGCCACCAAGCCAGGGUCCAGGGUGAGGAAAAGGAUGGGGAAAGGACUAGCCAAUUCAAUCACCCUUGGUGGCUCCUUGAUUCAAGCAGCCCUUUGUGCACUUUGGCUGAGCACGACUCCUCCAUUUCCAGAUGUGGAUGUGCAUUCCCUGAGUGACAAAAUCAUUCUGGAGUGCAAUGAGGGCUCUGCUUCCAUGUUGUAUUGUGUCCUGGGCUACUUGGGAUCCCUGGCUAUAGUCAGCUUCACUGUGGCUUACCUAGCCAGGAAGUUGCCCGACAGUUUCAAUGAGGCCAAGUUCAUCACCUUCAGCAUGCUGGUCUUCUGCAGUGUGUGGUUGUCCUUUGUUCCAGCCUACCUGAGCACAAAAGGGAAGUAUGUGGUGGCCGUGGAAAUCUUUGCCAUCUUGUCAUCUAGUGCUGGGCUUCUGGGCUGCAUCUUCGGCCCCAAAUGCUACAUUAUUGUACUCAGGCCUGAGCUGAACAACAGGGAGCAUCUAAUAAGAAAGAAAAAUUGA